Glycine soja is the source of this 1337-nucleotide messenger RNA. RefSeq names its product F-box/kelch-repeat protein SKIP4-like. Gene Ontology annotation, molecular function: protein binding. Bases 87 to 1175 code for a protein of 362 amino acids. The transcript is spliced from 3 exons. Lineage: Eukaryota; Viridiplantae; Streptophyta; Magnoliopsida; Fabales; Fabaceae. The record is from RefSeq and is a predicted model, not a curated record.
AUCUUGGACUGGGUUAGAGUUGUUUUGGUUUCGCGCACUUAUCGGACGAAUCCCGACUUCCAUCACAAGGUCCUCUGUACUAUACAAUGGAGCAUUUAGAUGAUGGAAAAGAAUCAUCAAAUAGUGUCAAUGAAAUAGAAGCCACUAAUUCCCUACUUAUCUGUGGCCUUCCAGAUGAUCUUUCUCUUAUGUGCCUAGCAAGAGUUCCUAGAAAAUAUCAUUCUGUUCUGAAGUGUGUCUCAAAGAGAUGGAGGGACUUAAUUUGCAGUGAAGAGUGGUAUCAUUAUCGCCGAAAGCACAAACUUGAUGAGACCUGGAUCUAUGCUUUGUGCAGGGACAAAUCGAAUGAGAUUUUCUGUUAUGUUUUGGAUCCAACCACCUCAAGAAGAUAUUGGAAGCUCCUUGAUGGUCUUCCACCUCACAUCUCAAAUAGAAAAGGCAUGGGUUUUGAAGCUUUGGGAAAUAAGCUAUUCUUAUUGGGUGGUUGUAGUGGGUUUCUAGAUUCUACGGAUGAGGCUUAUUCAUAUGAUGCAUCCUCAAAUUGUUGGGUUGAAGCUGCUUCCUUGUCAAAUGCUAGGUGCUACUUUGCUUGUGAAGUUUUGGAUGAAAAACUAUAUGCUAUUGGGGGAUUAGUUUCAAAUUCAAGUGAUAAUUCUUGGGAUACUUUUGACCCUUUGACAAAGUGUUGGACAUUCCAUAUAGAUCCUAAUAUUGCUUCUGAUAUUGAAGAUUCAGUGGUUCUUGAUGGGAAGAUAUACACCCGAUGUGCCAGACAUACGGAUGUAGCUCCUCAUGCUUUUGCUGUUGUAUAUGAACCAUCAAGUGGCACGUGGCAGUAUGCAGAUGCUGACAUGGUUUCAGGAUGGACAGGUCCUGCAGUUGUUGUUUAUGGUACCCUUUAUGUGUUGGAUCAGAGUUUGGGAACUAGGUUAAUGAUGUGGCAUAAAGAGAGACGCGAGUGGAUACCUGUUGGAAAGCUUUCGCCUUUGCUUACUAGACCACCUUGUCAGCUUGUUGCAGUUGGUAAAAGCAUUUUUAUUGUUGGGAAAACGCUUAGCACUGUGGUUGUCGAUGUUGGUGAUUUGGGGAAUGAGGGUCAGGUGAUGAUGGGUUCUUCUAUACCUGGAUUAUUAUCGGAUUUCAAUGUAAUAAGUUGUAAAUGCUUGUCAAUCUGAAGCAUUGUGUAUUAUUAUGUUAUGACAUGUAUCAAUGUUACAUAAUUCUUUUUUCUUGGUACAAUGAUAGUACCAAGGAUUGAACUUAUGACUUUAUGUAAAUUACAUGAAUCUUCCAUAAAUUGACAAUCCUAGUGGUGUGGCAUGAUUUGGAGUGUUUUA